Messenger RNA from Odobenus rosmarus divergens (Pacific walrus), 2780 nucleotides. RefSeq names its product zinc finger protein 615 (gene ZNF615). The transcript has 4 exons. Gene Ontology annotation, molecular function: RNA polymerase II cis-regulatory region sequence-specific DNA binding; DNA-binding transcription factor activity. Gene Ontology annotation, biological process: regulation of transcription by RNA polymerase II. Bases 188 to 2383 code for a protein of 731 amino acids. Lineage: Eukaryota; Metazoa; Chordata; Mammalia; Carnivora; Odobenidae. The record is from RefSeq and is a predicted model, not a curated record.
AGGUGCUGGCUUCCCAGGAGAAGAGGGAUCAAGGGGGAAAGGAGGAGAAGAUUCCAAGACUUAGGUAACGUCAUUUCUGGGGAAACCCUUGACUGGAGACUGAGAUUUUUGAACAGAAAUUUAGAGCUGAUCCAGAAGAGCUAAAGACAGAGCAUCCAAGUUUGCAGCUAUUUCCCAAAAUCAGAAGAUGAUCCAAGCCCAGGAAUCCCUGACAUUUGAUGAUGUGGCUGUGGACUUCACCUGGGAGGAGUGGCAGCUCUUGGCCCCCGCUCAGAAGGACUUGUACCGGGACAUGAUGUUGGAAAAUUAUAGGAACCUGGUAUCAGUGGGGUAUCAAGCCAGCAAACCAGAUGCACUCUCCAAGUUGGAACGAGGAGAACUUUGGAUGAUAGAAGAUGAAAUCCACAGCCGAAUCUGCCCAGAAAUCAGGAAAGUUGAUGAUCCUCUGCAGUGUCACUUGCAAAAUGGAAGCACUCAGAAGAGUGUGGAACAAUGCUGUGAACAUAAUACAUUUGCAAAUAUUCUUAAUCAGAGUGAAAGUCAUUUCCUGUUAAAGCAAAAUUAUGAUAUGUUUGACUUACUUGAAAAACCUUUAAAAUCAAAUUUAAGUUUUAAAAGCCAGAGUAUAAACUGUAACUUAAAGAACUCUACUGAGUUUAAUGAAGAUGGAAAAUCCCUUCUGCAUACUAACCAUGAACAAUUUUAUAGUGUAAUAAAAUUUCCUGUAGAUGUAAAACCCACCAACAAUAAUUCCCAGGUCAUUAAGCAGCAGAGAACUCCGAACAUGCGGAAAGCCCAUGUAUGCUGUGAAUGUAGGAAAGUCUUUGUCAAGGUGUCUCAGCUCAUUGAUCAUCAGAGAGUUCAUACUAGAGAGAAACCUCACGGAUGCAGUCUGUGUGGGAAGGCAUUCUCUAGAAAAUCCAGGCUAACGGAACAUCAGAGAAUUCAUACAGGACUGAAACACUACGAAUGUACUGAAUGUGACAAAACAUUCCUCAAGAAAUCACAGUUCAAUAUACACCAGAAAAUGCAUAUGGGACAGAAGCCUUAUACAUGUAAUGAAUGUGGGAAAGCGUUCAUCAAGAAGUGUCGGCUUAUUUAUCAUCAGCGAACUCAUACAGGAGAGAAGCCCCAUGGAUGCAGUCUAUGUGAGAAAGCCUUCUCUACAAAGUUUAGUCUCACUACACAUCAGAAAACUCAUACAGGAGAGAAACCUUAUAUAUGCAGUGAAUGUGGAAAAGGCUUCAUUGAGAAGAGGCGUCUUGUUGCACAUCAUCGAACUCAUACUGGUGAGAAACCUUUUAUAUGCAAUGAAUGUGGGAAAGGUUUCACCUUGAAGAACAGUCUUAUCACACAUCAGCAAACUCAUACAGAACAGAAAUUAUAUACAUGCAGUGAAUGUGGAAAAGGCUUUUCAAUGAAGCACUGUCUCAUCGUACAUCAGCGAACUCAUACAGGAGAGAAACCCUACACAUGCAAUGAGUGUGGAAAAGGCUUCACCUUGAAGAGUCCUCUUAUCAGGCAUCAGCGAACACACACAGGAGAGAAACCCUAUGUAUGUAGUGUAUGUGGAAAAGGCUUUACCAUGAAGAGUGAUCUCAUUGUACAUCAGCGAACUCAUACUGCAGAGAAGCCAUAUAUAUGCAACGAUUGCGGGAAAGGCUUCACUGUGAAGAGCCGUCUGAUUGUACAUCAACGCACUCAUACAGGAGAGAAACCUUAUGUAUGCAGUGAAUGUGGAAAAGGCUUUCCAGCAAAGAUACGGCUGAUUGGACAUCAACGAACUCAUACAGGAGAGAAGCCCUAUAUAUGCAAUGAAUGUGGAAAAGGCUUCACAGAGAAGAGUCAUCUCAAUGUACAUAGGCGCACUCAUACAGGAGAGAAACCGUAUAUAUGUAACGAAUGUGGCAAAGGCUUAACUGGAAAGAGCAUGCUGAUUGCACAUUUGCGAACUCAUACUGGGGAGAAACCGUAUAUAUGCAAUGAAUGUGGAAAAGGCUUCACCAUGAAGAGUACUCUAGGUAUACAUCAGCAAACUCAUUCUGGGGAGAAACCAUACAAAUGCAAUGAAUGUGAUAAAGCCUUCAGGAAGAAGACCUGCCUCAUACAACAUCAGAGAUUUCACACAGGAAAAACUUCCUUUGCAUGUACUGAAUGUGGAAAAUUUUCUUUGCGUAAAAAUGAUCUCAUUACCCAUCAGAGAAUUCACACAGGAGAGAAACCAUAUGAAUGCAGUGAAUGUGGGAAAGCCUUCACUACAAAGUCAGGCCUUAAUGUUCAUCAAAGAAAACAUACAGGAGAGAGGCCCUAUGGAUGCAGUGAUUGUGGGAAAACUUUUGCCCACUUGUCAAUCCUUGUUAAACAUAAGAGAAUUCACAGAUAGUCACUUUGGGAUAACCUGUUGCCAGUGAUAAGCCCUCAAGAUAAUAGUAUGUAAUGAAGAAUAACAAUGCAAAGAAUAGUAUUAUCUUUAGUGGUCAAUUGUGUCAUAUUUUAUGUUGAUGAAAAAAUUUACAAAACAACUCACAUACAAUCAGCCUUGAUGAAAAUAUUUUAGGACAUUAUACAUCUAAAAAGUGUAGACUGAAAUAGAUUCUAUGAAUGUGACAGACUAGGAAAGCCGUCAGUGGGAAGUAGAUGCUAUCAUGUGAUCAUCACAGAUAAUGAAUGAAUAUUUCUAAUUGGUAGAACUAUAACUGUGGGAAAACCUUUGCCCAGAAGUAAGACCUCAAUAGAUGUCAGUUCACACUAGACAAGUACUUUCCUGUGGCAAUAAAUAU